AUGGCUGAUGUUAAUUUUACACUGGUGACCGAGUUUAUCCUUUUGGGACUGACAGAUCAUGCUGAACUGAAAGUGGUCCUCUUCCUGGUUUUCCUGCUCAUCUAUACCGUUUCCUUGGUGGGGAAUCUAGGAAUGUUCCUUCUAAUCCAAAUAACUCCCAAACUCCAAACGCCCAUGUAUCAUUUCCUCAGCUGCCUGUCACUCACUGAUGCCUGCUAUUCGUCAGUCUUUGCACCGAGAAUGCUGCUGAACUUCUUUGUUGAACGGGAGACAAUCUCGUUCUCUGCAUGCAUUGUGCAGUACUUUUCAUUCGUGUCUCUCCUUACCGCUGAGGCCUUCUUGCUGGCAACAAUGGCUUAUGACCGCUUUAUGGCCAUUGUGAACCCUUUACUUUAUACCGUGGCUAUGACAAGAAGAGUUUGUGUUCUUGUCAUUGCAUCAUGUGUAGGAGGCAUAAUCAACUCGUUGACUCACACAAUUGGCUUGCUGAAGUUGUCUUUCUGCGGGCCAAAUGUCAUCAGGCACUUCUUCUGUGACCUUCCCCCGCUGUUGAAGCUGUCCUGUUCUGACACAUCCAUGAAUGAGCUGCUGCUUUUAAUCUUCUCUGGCGUUAUUGCCGUGAUCACUUUCAUGACUGUGGUGGUCUCCUACAUCUUCAUUGUUGCUGCUAUCCUGAGGAUCCGCUCCGCAGCAGGCAGACACAAAGCCUUCUCCACGUGUGCAUCACAUCUCACGGUUGUGACUCUACUCUAUGGCUCUGUAAGCUUUAGCUACAUUCAACCAAGCUCCCAGUAUUCCUUAGAACAGGAAAAGGUGGUAUCUGUGUUUUAUACCCUGGUUGUUCCUAUGUUAAACCCAUUAAUUUAUAGCUUAAGAAACAAAGAAGUGAAGGAUGCUGUGAAAAGGGCUAAAGAAAUGAAGCAUAUUCCUUGUUAA
This is a messenger RNA of Budorcas taxicolor (takin), 936 nucleotides long. Its product is annotated as olfactory receptor 1052-like. The transcript has a single exon. Gene Ontology annotation, molecular function: G protein-coupled receptor activity; olfactory receptor activity; odorant binding. Lineage: Eukaryota; Metazoa; Chordata; Mammalia; Artiodactyla; Bovidae. Gene Ontology annotation, biological process: G protein-coupled receptor signaling pathway; sensory perception of smell. Gene Ontology annotation, cellular component: membrane. The coding region runs from base 1 to 936 and encodes 311 amino acids. The record is from RefSeq and is a predicted model, not a curated record.